AUGAACGAGGCAAGGAGCACAUCGUCCGCAGACGUACCCGAGGGCAAGCUGGUCAAAAAGGGUUCCUUUAAGAAGAAGAUCGACUCCUUCCGUCGCUGGAGCUCCGCCAGUCUGAAGAGGUCUCCGCGGGUCAAGGCCAAGACCUCCAGCCUGUCCUGCGACCCCGAGGAGCCCUGGCUGCCCGAUGGCCACCGCAGGACCCUCAGACCCAUCGUGGACUCUGUCUUCGGACAGGGGGUGUGCCCCGCCGAGGGGGGCCGAGGGGCCGCAGCCACGCUGGGGGGGCUUAGCGCCACGGGAGAGGUGGACACGGAGGACGAGGAGGAAGGAGGAGGAGGAGGAGCGGGCCAGCGGGAGUUUGGGGGGCCGUUGUGCACUCUGGUUCAGAACUGCACCGUGCUGCAAAGCAUAGUGGGGCCGGCCUGUAUCUUCCUCAGGCAGGGCUUUGCACUGAGCCAGAUUGACAGAGAUCUGCGACCAGAGGAAAUGGAAGAGUUGCGCGAGGCGUUCAGGGAGUUCGACAAGGACAAGGACGGCUUCAUCAGCUGCAAGGACCUGGGCGAGUGCAUGAGGACCAUGGGCUACAUGCCCACCGAGAUGGAGCUGAUCGAGCUCAGCCAGCAGAUCUGCGGCGGCAGAGUGGACUUUGAGGACUUCGUGGAGUUGAUGGGUCCUAAGAUGUUGGCGGAGACGGCAGACAUGAUCGGCGUCAAGGAGCUACGUGACGCCUUCAGAGAGUUUGACUCAGACGGUGAUGGUCAGAUCAGUCUGGCCGAGCUGAGGGAGGCCAUGAAGAAGCUGAUGGGCGAGCAGCUGAACCACCACGAGAUCGACGAGAUCCUGAGGGACGUGGACCUCAAUGGGGACGGACAGGUGGACUUUGAAGAGUUCGUCCGGAUGAUGUCUCGCUGACGGCCGUUUCUCAGCUCCACCUCCCCCCCAUGUUACAGUCAAUCAUCGGGUUACUGUUAAUAUAUUAUACGUAUGCAUUUGUUCUCAUAGCUCCCCUUCGUGUGCGUUUACUGUUGUGUCAAUGACGUUUGUACGUCCUGUAGUCAUGGCGAUGUGUUCUGUGUGAAAGGGCUCCUGUUGGAAUCAGGGGAUCGUUUAACAACACUGUGAAUAGGAUUAGUAGACCCCAAAGGAGACAUUUUAUACCACCAGGUGUGAGUGUGA
This is a messenger RNA of Gadus chalcogrammus (walleye pollock), 1176 nucleotides long. Its product is annotated as calcium-binding protein 5-like. Bases 1 to 912 code for a protein of 303 amino acids. The transcript has 8 exons. Gene Ontology annotation, molecular function: calcium ion binding. NCBI's taxonomy places the organism in Eukaryota, Metazoa, Chordata, Actinopteri, Gadiformes, Gadidae. The record is from RefSeq and is a predicted model, not a curated record.